Messenger RNA from Nothobranchius furzeri (turquoise killifish), 1870 nucleotides. Its product is annotated as guanine nucleotide-binding protein subunit alpha-14. Gene Ontology annotation, biological process: adenylate cyclase-modulating G protein-coupled receptor signaling pathway; phospholipase C-activating dopamine receptor signaling pathway; action potential. NCBI's taxonomy places the organism in Eukaryota, Metazoa, Chordata, Actinopteri, Cyprinodontiformes, Nothobranchiidae. The record is from RefSeq and is a predicted model, not a curated record. Gene Ontology annotation, cellular component: heterotrimeric G-protein complex. Gene Ontology annotation, molecular function: guanyl nucleotide binding; GTPase activity; G-protein beta/gamma-subunit complex binding.
UGAGGAUUGACAACUGUUUAACACUGAAAUUAAAAUCUGCCAUCAUUUAUACCUCUGAUCACAAACAUGUUAGGUUUAUUUAGGGUGGAAAAAACAAUCAGAUGUUCAUGAGGGUUUGGUCCUGAAAGCAGUUAGUCAUGUCAUAGUGUUGCAGUUUGAUCCCGCCUUCUUUACAAUAACGAUGUGGAAUGCACCCAAACUGGAUCCCACGAGGAAGAACGGGUGUAGAGAUUCACCCAAAACUCACCUGUUCCUGGAUGUGGACGUACCUGCCGGGUGGAACGGGAAAAUCACUUUUGCAUUCAUUUAACUCAUCCCUGUUGGUUGGGACACAUCUUGGAGAACAGCGGCCACAGACAAGCAUGAACAACUGCUGUAAAUUGUCUCCUGAGGACCAGGAAAGGAAAAGGAUCCACAGAGAAAUAGAGAGACAACUUCGCCGCGACAAACAAAACCUUAAGAAGGAGUUGAAGCUUCUGCUUUUAGGGACAGGAGAAAGCGGGAAGAGCACCUUCAUCAAACAGAUGAGGAUCAUCCAUGGCCAAGGGUACAAUGAAAAAGACAGACGAGGAUUCACCAGGGUGGUGUUUCAGAAUAUCAUCAAAGCAAUCCAGGACCUUAUUGAUGCCAUGAAGCUUCUAGAGCUUGACUAUGUUGAUGACCAGAACAUUAGUCAAGCACAGAAGCUUAGUGAAGUGGAAUUGAAUUCAGUGUCUAAUAUUGAGCCGUGGCAGGUGAAUGCCAUUAAGCAAGUCUGGAAUGACCACGGUGUGCAAAAGUGUUACGACCGCAGGAGGGAGUUCCAGUUGUCAGACUCUGCCAAAUACUAUUUAAGUGACAUGGACAGAAUCACAGAUCCAGGAUACAUUCCCACUGUGCAGGACAUCUUGAGGGUCAGGGUCUCCACCACGGGCAUCAUAGAGUACAUGUUUGAUAUGUCAAAAGUUAUCUUCAGGAUGGUGGACGUGGGCGGACAGCGCUCUGAGAGGAAGAAAUGGAUCCACUGUUUUGAAAAUGUCACUUCCAUCAUCUUCUUGACCGCCCUCAGUGAAUAUGACCAAAUCCUGUAUGAAACCGGAAAAGAUAAUCGCCUGGUUGAGAGCCUCGCCCUUUUCCUGACCAUCAUCUCAUCCCAGUGGUUUGAGGAGUCCUCCACCAUCCUUUUUCUGAAUAAAAAAGAUCUGCUAGAGGAGAAAAUCCAACACUCACAUUUGGAGACCUACUUUCCAGACUUCACGGGGCCUAAAGGUGAUGCUGAUGCUGCAAAAAAGUUCAUCCAGAAAAAGUUUGUGGAACUCCACAAGAAUCAUCACAAACCUCUUUACCCACACUUCACCUGUGCCACGGACACAGAAAACAUCCGGAUCGUCUUCAAAUCUGUCAAAGACACAAUUUUCUUAGAGAACAUGGACAGGUUAAACGUUGUUUAAGACAUUCGAGUGACCAGUUUCAGCUGGUUUGGAAACAUAAAGAACAUCAAACACAAAGUCAAGCAAUUUUAUCCUGCUCGGAUACAAAUUUCUUGUCAUCGCAACAUUAUACGGAGGGGGAUUAGGGCUACAGGAAAAAAAAAGUAAAGAAAGAGAAUUCUGACGUUUCUCCCCAGAAUUCUGACUUUAAUUUUAGAAUUCUGACUUUAAUUUUAGAAUUCUGACUUUAAUUUUAGAAUUCUGACUUUAAUUUUAGAAUUCUGACUUUAAUUUUAGAAUUCUAACUUUUUUUCUCAGAAUCCUGACUUUAAUCAGAGAAUUCAGACCUUUUUUCUUAGAAUUUUGACUUUUUUCAGCAAUUAUUAAAGUCAGAGCUCUGAGAAAAAGUCAGAAUUCUCUUUCUUUACGUUUUUUGUUUCAGUGGCCCCUAAUCCUCUUCC